AUGACUUGGCUUCAGUCAAAUGAGUUUACUUCUUAUAUUGAUGCUAAUUUUCUUGCUGCAUCACAAACUCCAGAUUAUUCAAAAGUACGUAGGCAAAGCCAAGUAAUGGGUUGGUUUUGGUGGACAAGAGAACAAAAAUUUGAGAAAUAUUCGAUUGAAAAUUUAAAACGCCUAAGCGCUUUGCUUUUAAAUGCCUCAAAGCAUGGUGGCGACGACGAUGAAAUGACUGAAUCGAUGAAAGAAAUUACUCAAAUUUUGAUUUGGGAUGAAAGCAUGGUUCGAGCUGCUGUUCGGACAGUCACGUUAAAUAUAUUUGCGGUUAAUGACGAACAGAUGCAGGAUUUCAUCUUGGAUAGAAAUGCCGCUCCAUAUUUUUCAAAUCUGACUUAUUUCAUUGCGAAUCACGCAUCAAUUUUAAAUGAUAUAAUUACUUCACCCACUGAGAAGAUGAACUCUGUUUUGACAACACGUUUGAUUGAUUUAUUAUUACAACCUAUAUAUGCGGACAGUUUGGUUGACAAAAAGUUGUUACCAUCCCAACAGAGAAUACGAAUCAAUUCUGUUAUUGCCCUUGCCCUUCUGUGUCAUGUUUUACAUAUAUUCCGUUAUCCCCCGCUAGUUACUGACAUGAUAGCAAUGCUGUUUUCGAACUCUCCAGCUAUGAUGGACUAUUCAUGCUCACCCCCAACGAGAUUUGAACGACCGAAACCCUCGCUCCGAAGGAACCUAUAUCGAGAAUCCAUUAUGAACUUCCUAAUUCCAGAUAUAUCUGCAGAACAUCCCGACCUGAAUACUCUCCCUGCUCUUUGUUUACUUUAUAUGUCAUGUCGAAAUCAUGCGAUAGCGCCUGAUGUUCUAAUAGCAACUGAUGUUGAUUCAGAUGAAUAUAUGCCUGAUGAUGCUUCAAUAAGUGAUAGAAGGCAAUCUUUUGAUACUGAAUCAAUAAUGUCAAAUUCCACAUCGGCUUCUCAAGUGAAACCGUUAUUCAUUGACGGAAAUGAUGAAUCACAUUUUAAUGUUCCAAGUUACAAAUCUGUGCGUGGGCUAUUUAUUGAUGAUGAUGAUGGUGGUCCACAAUAUGGAUCCGUCUCAAUACCCACAAUAAAGAUAUCCAGCGACGAUGUAUAUAAUAAUGGACCACAGCAUGCAAGAAAUUAUCGAGAAGAAUUAAUUAGAUUGGUUCUGGCGUUAUUGUGUCAACAUUAUCACCGCUGUCGAGCAAUAACACUUCAGAUGGCCGUUGAAGUUUUACUAGAACUAUUAUAUUAUAAUGGAUCCGGCGAGUGUUUAACACCAGACCAAAUUGAAUCAAUGACUAAAGCAGAAAACGAAAUACAAGAACUGUUAAAAACAUAUUCUUCUGAUAAUUUCGAUGAAUUUUUUUCGGAUGAAAAUGAGAAGGCUGUUGCUGAUUCUAUGUUCGCGGGUGAUAAAUAUGUUGGAGAGAUUAUAAUGAGUGCUAAAUUAUUAUAUCCACCACCAGUCGAAGCAAACAAAGAAAAGCAAAAGAUUGUUGAUGAUAAUGAUGCUGCUAAAUAUAUAAAAAUAUUACAUCUUUUGCGACAAGCUCGGAAGCUAUUAUCACGACAAUAG
Dentiscutata erythropus is the source of this 1593-nucleotide messenger RNA. The record is from the annotation of a GenBank genome assembly. NCBI's taxonomy places the organism in Eukaryota, Fungi, Glomeromycota, Glomeromycetes, Diversisporales, Gigasporaceae.